AAGAAAGCCAGAGCAAGAGAGAGCGAGAGAAGAAGAGGCAAGAGGCAAGGAGUCAGGGGCGAAGGCACCAUGGCCGACGACAUCAGCGUCGGGACGGCCGUGGCCAUCGUGGUCGUGGGCGGUGUCUCCAUUCCCCUCGUCAUCGCCAUCCACGCCUACAGCACCGUCAUGGCGAAAGCGUGGCGGCGGCUGCGUGUCUGGACGCUCGGCGGCGUCACGACCUUGGAGCAGACGCUGAACUACAACUGCGCCCUGUGCCAGUACAGCUUGGAUGCCCGCGAGGAGGUCCGCACGCUCUCUUGCAACCACGUGUUCCAUUUCCGCGCGGGUGAGAAGUGCGUGAAGAACAUCGACUACUGGCUUCGGGAGAACAGCAUGAUCUGCCCGCUCUGCCGGAAGACCCCUCACCCCGUGCUGCCGUGGAAGGCGCCGCCGCCACCGUCGCCAGCUCCCACGCCCGCGCCCGCUCCUGCGCCGUCGCCAUCACCGUUGCCCGCUCCUGCGCCGUUAUCAUCACCGUCUCCGUCGCCGUCGGCGGAGCCACCACUGCCGCUGUCGUCGCCGGUGUUGGAGGAGCCACUACUGCCGCCACUGCAGUAACAUACAUGAUCGUCAGGCAGUCUGGAUCAGUUCUUGGAGAGGUUCUUGAAGGAUUCUUUCGUCAUUUCUGUUUCUGCAUUCUUGGAACUGGUCGAGGUUGUUGCGUCUUGUCUGAUGGUGUGGAUCAGUUCUUGAAGGAUUCUUCGAUGUCUAUCCUUUGCUUUCUUGGAACUGAUCGAGCUCAGCUGGGUUCCUGUUCUUUUGUUCAGAGCUGCGUUCACCUGUGAUGAACUAAACAUCUAAAUGUGUCCAAGAAAUGAUGAUUUGUUAGUUCUCGGAUCAGUUCUAGUGUUCUUACAAAAGCUAA
Molecule: messenger RNA, 907 nt
Organism: Phragmites australis (common reed)
Lineage: Eukaryota; Viridiplantae; Streptophyta; Magnoliopsida; Poales; Poaceae
Exons: 1
Coding region: 70-600 (176 amino acids)
Biological process (GO): protein ubiquitination
Molecular function (GO): ubiquitin protein ligase activity
Source: RefSeq, a predicted model, not a curated record